AUGGCUUCAACUUCUGGAAAUGAAUUUCUAGUAAAUUCGGCUGCAGAGACUUCUCAAAACGUGGAUUUAGUGUUCGUAGACGAAGAUGAAAUGCCAUUGACUUCUGUAGCUAUAGGCACGGCAUAUUUAGAGCGAGAGUCUGACGAAGAAAUUGACUCAGACUUUUAUCAGACUGACUCUGAGGCUGAAGAAAGUGACGAAAAUGAAGAAUUACAACAAGCAGGUCCUCCCAGGAAGCGGAGACGUACAGCACAGGGCGAAAACGAUGUUGUGGGCGAUCCUGUUUGGGUAGAAGACAUCAGGACGCAUUCAGACCUGCCUUUCACCCAACCCACGGGGCCUAAAGUUCGAAUGGGAGCGGAUCAAAAAGACCCAGUGAGUUAUUUUUGUCUGUUUUUUACUGAUGCCUUGCUUGAUCUAGUUGUGACACAAACAAAUUUGUAUGCUGCCCAAGAGAGAGCCAAAACCCCGGAUAAACACCGUAUGCCUUGGCACGCAGUGGACAAAGAUGAAAUAAGAACAUUUAUUGCCUUGAUUUUAGCAAUGGGGCUGGUAAACAAACCUACCAUACAUAGUUACUGGUCCACUGAUGAGAUACUUCAAACACCAUUCUUCACAAAUUGCAUGUCAAGGAAUCGGUUUACACAAAUUUUGAGGUAUAUACAUUUUGUGAACAAUACACAAUUAAUUCCUAGAGGUCAAGAUGGAUAUGACAAACUGGGGAAAAUUAGGCCCUUCUUAGAACUAAUUAAAAACCGGUUCCAAAGAGUUUAUGCCCCAAGCAGGAACCUGUCAGUGGAUGAAACCCUUGUGAAGUUUAAAGGACGCCUUUCAUGGAGGCAGUAUAUGAGGGACAAACCAGCAAGAUUUGGCCUCAAGGAAUUUACUUUGGCUGACUCUGAAAAUGGCUAUGUGUUAGACAUAAAUGUUUAUACAGGCAAGGAAUGUGGACAUGAGUCUAAAGGUUUAGCUCAAAGAGUUGUUUUGAAACUUGUGGAACCAUUUUAUGGACUAGGAUACAAUAUAUUUAUGGAUAAUUACUACACCUCAGUUCAACUUUUUGAGAAGCUUUAUGAUCAGGGUCUUCAAGCCCGUGGAACAUGUCGGGGGGAUCGGAUCGGUCUUCCUCGAGAUGUGACAACAUCGACCUCUGCUACUGUAAAGAGGAUGAAACGUGGUGAAGCAAUUUUUCGGCAAAAACAUCACCUCACUUGA
Molecule: messenger RNA, 1215 nt
Organism: Pocillopora verrucosa
Lineage: Eukaryota; Metazoa; Cnidaria; Anthozoa; Scleractinia; Pocilloporidae
Product: piggyBac transposable element-derived protein 4-like
Source: RefSeq, a predicted model, not a curated record